Messenger RNA from Triticum aestivum (bread wheat), 927 nucleotides. RefSeq lists its product as uncharacterized. Lineage: Eukaryota; Viridiplantae; Streptophyta; Magnoliopsida; Poales; Poaceae. The transcript has 2 exons. The coding region runs from base 119 to 742 and encodes 207 amino acids. Gene Ontology annotation, cellular component: plasma membrane. The record is from RefSeq and is a predicted model, not a curated record.
CACGACUUCACUGAGCCACUCACAUCGUCCGCGCAACCAACCCCGAUCGAUCGAGGUGACCACAACCAAGCACCGAACCUUCCUCCGAUUCGAGAUCCCUACUGGGUAGUGAGCGAGCAUGGACCUCCACCUCCCCAUAGUUCACCCAGGCGCGGCGCCGGCGGGCAACGUCGAGAUGGGCCACCAAGCACCAGCAGCAGCCGUGAACCCGCCGCCACCAGCGGCUCACGACCAGCCGGCCGUGAACCAGCAGCAGCUCGGCGGGCAGGGACCGAACACCUGGGUCGGCAACGACGCCAACACGCUGCUGGUGGUGGCCACGCUGAUCACCACGCUCACCUACCAGCUCGGCACCAACAUCCCCGGCGGGUACUGGCAGGAGACAAAGUCGGUGGACGGCAGGGAGCUUUACCGCGCCGGCGACCCCAUCAUGCGCGACCUGCACCGCCCAAGGUACUGGCUGUUCAUGGCGGCGAGCUGGGCUGGGUUCGCGAGCUCGAUGGUGAUGACGCUGAGCCUGCUGGUGCGGAUGUCGGCGGACUCGCGGCACGUGCGGUGGUCGUUCGUGGUGGCCUACUCCAGCCUCGUGCUCACCUUCGUGGUGUCGCAGCCCAGGACUCACCUGUCCAUGGACAUCCUCGUCUGGGCGGGCGUCCUCGCCUUCCUCUGGCUCGUCAUCAGCGUCCACCCGGAGCACCGCACGCGCAUCGUCCAGGCACUCUGCUGCAGCCACCGCAACUAGGAGUUGACUGGCGGGUGGCUCUAUCGUCCAGCCGGAUACGUAGUUUGAUUGGCCAGGGAAUUAGCGGUAGUUUUUUAAAUAAUCCGAGGGAGUAUGCUCAGUGAACUAGUUAUGGAUGAUUACCGUUUUCUUCAAGCUGUGUGACAUAUUGCUGAUGUUAAUGAAUUGACGCGAGCUGUGUGACA